This is a messenger RNA of Trematosphaeria pertusa, 2539 nucleotides long. RefSeq lists its product as uncharacterized. The transcript has 2 exons. The record is from RefSeq and is a predicted model, not a curated record. Lineage: Eukaryota; Fungi; Ascomycota; Dothideomycetes; Pleosporales; Trematosphaeriaceae. Bases 96 to 2444 code for a protein of 782 amino acids.
CCACACUCCACACUCGCAAGUGCAGCCACGCCACAACACACCUGCAACCGCACCCCACGUCCGACCGCAAGUCGACUCUUCCAACCUCAACUCCGAUGGCGGUCAACACCCGCCGCGGCGGUGCCUCUGCGCCCGCUGCCGCCCACGCGCCCGCCCAGCCUCUGCACACGCAGCGCGCUACCCGACGCAAGGCAGCAGCAGCAACGGCCCCUACCGAGACGGUCGCGACAAAGCGCCGGCUCCGCUCCGCCAAAACCGGCAACUCGCCACUGCGCCAGCUUUCCACCCCGCAGAAGCGCCCGAAAAAGUCGACCAAGGCACGCUCUCCCGAGGCCGAGCCCCAGGCAGAGGCAGAGGCCGAGCACACCACCGACAGCGACGAUGAUGACCCGGGUGCGGGCAUCUACUUCCAGUACCACAAACUUCAGAAUCGUAAGCCGUCUGAGCUCUCCUAUUUGGAAUUGAGGUUGAGGAACGAACUCGCCGACGCCGCUGAGCGUUCAGCCUCUGCCCUGGUUGAGACCUCUGUCCCUUCUCAGAGCCUUGCCCGAGUUGCGAGCCCUAUCACUUCUCAGAGCCUUGCCCGAGUUGCAUCCCCUAUCCCUUCUCAGAGCCUUGCCCGGGUUGCAACCCCUACCCCAGUCAAGACCCUUGCCCAAGUUGAGCGCCCUGCUCUGACCCAGAGCGGCACACAGACCGAGGAAGAGGAGGACCCCAGGGAUGCAAAGAUAAUUGAGCUCCAGGGUCAGGUCAACUGGGUUGAGGGUACCAUGACGUUGCUCAACACCAUUAUGUUUGGUUCGUCCGGUCAGGAUGAGACUAAGAGUUUUUAUCCAGAUUCCCACCCCGCCAACUCCCCAGCAGUCACCGAGCCCUCUCACCACCCAUCGCCGAAAGGUACUGAGGAUGCCAAGGCUCUGCUUCGCUUCGUCGAAGCGAGUGCCCGCCCAGCUCCUCAGCUUGAGUGGACCUGGGGCGCCCGAGCUGACGAGCCAAUGCCGGACCCCGAGCCUGAGCCCGAGCUUGAGCCCCAAUCAGAGACGGCACCAGAGGAAGCUCAAGACGAACCGGCAGAUACGGAAGAGCCUGCGGUGAACGCCCCAACUACCCCAUCUCAGCCGACUCCAAGCAAAGAGGGUAUCAUUGGCCGUAUCUUCUCCACCCUCAGGGCUCCUUUCGCCUCGCGUUCGGCCACUCCAACACAGGCAUCCGCGCCGUCCUCCCCAGUCCCAGACGCGCUUACUAUGACCCUGACUCCGACCCCGACUCCAGUUGGCGAGUCCCCCAACAAGUCUGCCAACAAGUCCAAGAGGAAGCGAGGAUCAACGGACCACCGCCAAUCCAUGAUCAACGCUAUUGUCGAGAGCGUCAACGACACCGCUGAGCGUGAUAAUGCCAAGACCUGGGCGGAGAAUGUCCUCGCCAAGCUCCCUCUGGACUCUGCCAUCCUUGGUGAGAAGCGCAAGCGUUUGGAGGUUGGAGCAGUGACGGUCAACGACCUGAAGAUUCUCCCCGGCACCAAGCCAUGGAAGUCAGGUUACGGUUUCGACGAUGAUAUCAACAUGCUCGAUGAUGAGGACCCGGCUCCUGCCUGGGCGGUCCUAUAUGAUAUGCUGAUUGAGGAAGAGAGUGAGCGUCCGGCUAAGAAACAAAAGGCUGCUCAUGAAGUCACCACCGACGAAGUCCCAUCUCUCAACGAGAGCUUCGCCUCAACUGCUGGCGACUCAUCCCCUCCCAAGGUCGUGAAUACGCAUGGCAAGUCAUCCUCGCUGCUGGAUGUCCAACCUCGCCCUUCUUACGUUGCAUCCCCCAUGUUCGGUGGUCCAGUCAUCCACCGGGAAGGCGGCAAUGUCUUCGGCGAGCUUCAUGGACAAGAUACCGUUGAGCCUCAGCAGACACCUCCAAGCAAUGGUGUCCCUGCCAAGACUACCGUCUUUGGCUCAUUCUCUGUACCGGAUGAUUCUGACUCUGAUGAGGAAGAAGACACCAAUGGGCCACCCGCCUCUUUAUGGACCCAGCAGCCGCCGCCUGCACCUGUGCCGGCUCAUGCUUCCCUGCCGACCCCAUUUGGCGCUAGCCAAUCGAUCCCUCUGACUCAGGCUCCUUUCUUCGCCUCCACCUCCCAGCCUAUGGAUGAGGUUCAGCGCGCUCGUGCUAAGGCCUUGAAGCACACUCCCGCUAAGCCGAGUCGUCUCCGCGAGAUCCAUGUGCCUUCCCCGAGCCUCAAGUCCGAUGCUGGUGACGCGACCAUGCUUACAGCUUCCCCCAUCGCGAGCUUUGACCUUACCGAGCCGGCCUUCGACGAUAUGCCCGAUGCCGUCUCUCUUGGACUUUCUGCCGAUGUCGAAGCGGAUAUUCUUGCCCGACUCCCGGCUGAGGUCGGUGCCAUGGAGUGGGAUGAGCCUGUCCUUACCUUCUCAGAUGACGAGACCACAAGCGACUAAACUCUCGGCCCUACCCCUAACGCAUCGAUGUACGACGCCACGACUGUUUUCUCUCACGGACUUUCCCUUUUGUACACUACCCUGUCUCUAUUUUG